GAUAUGGGACUAGACCAGUCCUCUUCAGGAUGCUGAGACCUCUCUGAGAGUUAUAAUGAGUUAUCAGCAGGGGACUGAGGGUGGAGUCAUCCCUAAAGAAAGACAGAAGGAUGGGUCACCGUACAAGGAACUUGAUGAGACCAUGGACCCUGAUAUGAGCAUUUUUAAGAAUCUCCAUCUACGUUCAGCUAGUCAUAUGUCUAUGAGUGUCCAGAGCGCCCAGUCAGGGAAUUCAAGCAUAGACCCAAGUGAUGAUGGAGACCAAACCAGAGAUGAAAGGAUCCACCUGGAGAGAUCAAUGUCACAAACCCCCAGUUAUCUAUCCAUGAAGAGUGACACAUCUAUGGAUCCCCCACUUUUCUUCAAGGAGGGAAACUUAACUCAAAAACAGGAGCCAGAGGAGGUGGUCUGUGAUGUCUGUGAGGUCAAAGCUGUGAAGUCCUGUCAGACCUGCAAUCAGUCCUACUGUGAGACCCACGUUAGGAAGCACUACACACUACUUAAACUACAGACACACACCCUGGUGGUGGUGACUGAAGAACUGAAGGAGAAACUCUGUCAGGAGCACCACAGAGCUCUGGAGGUGUUCUGCAGGACAGACCAGAAGCUGAUCUGCAGUCUGUGUUCUGUGACAAUGCACAAAGGACAUGAUGUAGUCUAUGAGGAGAUAAAACAAGCUGGAAGACAGACUCCAGAUGAAGACCAUGACCAAAUGCUGCCCCCUCCUGGUGAGAUUCAGUUCCUGUCGGUGAAGUCAGACUCAGUGUCUCUGAGCUGGGGUUCUCCUCGGGGGGUUAAAGGACCACAGAAGUUUAGAGUGACCUGGGAAUGUGAUGGGGAAAAGCACAGUCUAGAUGUGAAGUACAUGCAUCAAGUUGAAAUAGAUGGACUGAAACCUGGUGAAAAGUAUCAGUUCAAUGUAGCCACUGAGGGGGUCGAUGGAAGUUUAAGUAGAUGUGUCUCGGGAUCUGUAUUCACAGUGGUGCCAGCUCCCAGAGACUUAAAUAUAAACCAGUUGAAAGACACCUUCAAUAUCAGCUGGACCAAGGCUGAAGGAUUGGAUAAAGUCACACAACGCUUCCUCAUAUCCUACUGCAGCCCAGGAACUGAGCCCAAGGCAAUACAUACUGAAGAAUGCCACAAAACAUUAUUCUAUCUACAACCUGGUACUGAGUACACCAUCCAUGUCUCAACUGUGCUGAACAAUGGGAAACAGAGUGAACCCAUCUCUACAACCAUCUUCACUAUUGUUCCUGCUCCAGAAAGUCUGAAUGUUCACUCAGUAACCACCUCAUCAGCUACUGUGAGAUGGAACCAGUCACAUGAAUUUGAAGAAACCCAACACCAUUACCAGAUCUCCUACCACCGCUCUGGGAAAGAGAAACACAUCAUUACCACAUCCUUACAAAGCAACACUCUCCAUGUCCUGAAACCUGGUACUCAGUACUCAGUGACUGUCUGCACUGUGCUGGAAAAUGGGGAGCAAAGUCAACUGGUGUCAACAACCUUUAAUACAUACCCUACUCCUCCAGGAAAUCUUGUUAUAUGGUCUUAUAGUGCGACCUCUGCCAAACUCAUCUGGGAUCGUCCUGAUGGCAUUGAAGACAUCCAGCACCACUUUAGGGUGACAUGGUGUUACAAUGCCAAUCCAAUUGAGUCCUUCACUACCAAAGAAAACUGUGGAAAUGUCACUGAUCUGACACCAGGGAAGAAGUACACCAUCACUGUCUGCACCAUUGACGAGAGAAAUAUGGAGAGUGAACCAGUCUGUACUAGCCUACAUACAAAGCUCACUCUGAAACUUUUUAUGCAGAAGUUGGGACUGACACAGCAUUUUGAGGAGAAACUAUCGCUGAAUGCCGUGCUUGAAAUCGAUGGCCUAACGUUAGGAAAGAACCAUACGGUUACUCCUCAAACUCUACCAUGGUGUUUUCUGAAAGAACUGAUGAGGAUGAACGUGUCUGCAAGGGAUGUAAAGUACAUCACCAAUGAUAAGGAGGAUCAUAUGAAGGUAAACCCUCUAGACCUUAUCACAGCCCUGUGUCUGUGCUCAGAUGGUUUCCUGCAGCAGGAGAUGGUCCUUAAAAUGUCCAUGUGUCAGUUUGCUGUUCCUCUCCUGCUGCACAACUGUGACACAGAACAAAGCACUUUGAUGCUGUGGGCCUUGAGGGACAUAGUGAAGAGGUUUAGACCCUCUUCCCAAACAUCCACAAAGGCUUUUGUGGAGGAGAGAAUAGUACUUUCUGAUAUUCAUAUGGUGUCUUUUGUUAGGUUAGGAGAAAGUAGCUUGUCUAAGUCUCAGAUCUUGAACAAACUGCUUAGUAACCCUCAACAGCACAAUGACACAUUUGUUCAUCAUGAUAUGGAAUGUGGGAACGUCCCUCGCAGAAUCUCAGAUGGCCUAGUUGAAAUCAGCUGGUACCUCCCAUGUGGGAACAGAAACAUAGAUAGGUUAUCUAAGCCUGUGGCGGUGGCCAAUCUCAGAGGAGACAUCAGGUCCUUUAAAAAACUGUUUAACUUUCUGUGUCAGAUAUCAGCUGCAGUGUUCAUUUUCAGUGAUGAUUUAAAGGCAGAUUCUGAGCUUUUGGAAGGUGACUCAAAAGCAGAGUUAUUUCUGGUUGUCAACUCUCAGAGAAAAACAUUCAGCAAAGACAAAUUGAGGACAUUUACCACUGAAUUCAGUAUCAAUUCAGCACAUGUGAUUGUUAAGGAAAUUGAAAAUGAUGCAGAAUUUGUAAAAACCCUGCAGUCAUCUAUGGGUGACAUCACCAAAACAAGUCCAAACAGAUUGACAGUUGAAAACAUGGCUCACGUGGCUCAUCAGAGUGGGAUUCUGGUUGAUGAAGACAUCGAUGAGUGUCAGAAUGCCAGGAAGAUGGCAGAUGCAAUUACCAGUAACAUCAAAGACACAGUGAAAUUCAAAGACCAUCAACUACCCUUACAAGGAACAAUCUGGAAAGAGCUUUCCCAGUUGGAGAAAGAGAGAUGUAGACUGAGAAAAGCAGGAGGUCAAGAAAUUGAACACUACAAGAGCUCUCUGAAUAAAAAGGAAAAAGAACUGAGGGAGAAGCAACAAAGCUUUGGUAUGACAGAGACAAUGACAAACUUCAUAACUGGCAUGUCAAGUUCAAAAGCGGAGCGAUCCCAUUUCCUCAAAUGGAUGCAGAUUCAUUUGGACAAUCUGUCUCGGCAGAACCUGUCUGGUUUGCGGGAGCAGUACAAAGAUCUUUGCCAAAAUCAUCCAGAGAAAAAAGCCAUUGCAGAUUUAGAUAGGCAAAUGUCUGAUUGUUCCUUGGGACUUGAACACUUCAUUCGUGAGUUGGGCCAGCUGUAUGAAGCUGCCUGCUCCCUCCCUGAAGACAGCCCUCAAAGGAAACAGAUGGAGCAUCUCCCUGGAUUGUGUGCUCAGAUGCUGUUGGAUGGUUUCCCCAUUGAGCUUCUAGAUGGAGAUGCAUCAAAUAUCCCUCUGAAAUGGAUAUCAGGUAUUCUGACUAAGCUUCAUACUCUUGUCCAAUCCGACAGCAAGAUCAAGGUUGUCACAGUUUUAGGGGUCCAAAGCACAGGGAAGUCCACUCUCCUCAAUACCAUGUUUGGGGUCCAGUUUUCUGUCAGCAGUGGAAGAUGCACCAGAGGGGCCUUCAUGCUACUGAUUAAAGUCAACAAAGACCUCAAGGAGGAGUUGAAAUGUGACUACAUCAUGAUCAUUGACACAGAGGGGUUGAAAUCACCAGAGUUGGCUCAACUAGAUGACAGCCAUGAACAUGACAAUGAACUGGCAACACUGGUGAUAGGACUCAGUGAUGUCACUAUCAUCAACAUGUCCAUGGAGAACUCCACAGAGAUGAAAGACAUUCUGCAGAUUGUUGUUCAUGCUUUUAUCAGGAUGAAGGAAGUGGGUAAGAAGCCAAUAUGUCAUUUUGUUCAUCAGAAUGUGCCUGACCUCUCUGCUCAUGACAACAACAUGAGGGACAGGAAGAGGUUGGUGGAGCAGUUGAAUCAAAUGACCCAGGCAGCAGCCAGAAUGGAGAAGGAGGAGAAUAUCACCAAGUUCACUGAAAUGAUGAAGUAUGAUCCAGACACAAGCAGCUGGUACAUCCCAGGACUCUGGCAUGGGACUCCCCCGAUGGCUCCAGUCAAUGCUGGCUACAGUGAGGCUGUGUAUGAUUUCAAAAAGAGCUUGAUGCAAGACUUAAUAAAAUGCCAGAGUAAUGAUGACAUGGCACAUUUCCUGAAGUGGACACAAACCUUGUGGGAGUCUGUAAAAUUUGAGAAAUUCAUCUUUAGUUUCAGAAACAGCUUGGUUGCAGAUGCAUACUCCAGUUUAUGCUCUGAGUACAAUGGUUGGGAAUGGACCUUCCAGAAGGAGAUGUAUUCCUGGAUUGUAAGUUCUGAAACCCAAAUUUCAAAUUUUGGCAUAACAGAUCCAAAUCCCCAAAUGAGCAUAAGAAAUGUGCUGAAGGACUUGUUGAUGGAAGCAUCUGAGAAGCUGGCAGUUGGAGAAAAGAAAAUCCAAGACAAUCUAGUGAAAUACUUUGAAAAUGAAGAUGGACAUGUCAAUCUGGUGGAAAAAUACAAGGAGGACUUUGUGUCUAGUGCUAAAACACUGAGACGAGAAAUACAAAACACAGUGAGUAACACUCUACUUGGAGUUGUUGAAAUCAAAGAAGGAAUGGCCAUACUGGAUGACACCAAUAGUUCACAGGCAAAUACACUAGAAAAGAAGGUGCUGGCUUUGCUGCAAACCUGUAGACAGAAAAAAUCUGAUUUAUCAGAACAGGACCUCAGAGAAGAGUUUGAAAGUAUGUGGGAGGAAACUCUGUCUGAGAUCAACUUUAGCGGACUGCCAGAGAGAGAUGUGGCUCAGGAUGCCUUCCUUAUGUUACGUGAUAACUUAUCAACAAGGGGCAGUCAUGUAAAUAAAAUGUUGGUAAAAAGCUGUUUGGUGGAUUGUGGGAAAACAGUCUUUGUUGUUGAAUCAGGCGGUUUGUUGGAGAAGGCUAAAGGCCUUGUGGUGCACUGGGAUCCAGACCAUUACAGGAAAAAACAGCAAGACUUCUGUGAUGACAUCAUAACCCAGUGUCAGAACUUUAUAACCCAGAAGGUGGGAAGCAAAACAGCCUAUCAUAAUACUUACAUCAAAGAACUGCUGAAAAUGAUUGAAACAUUGCAACAACGAAAUAAUUUUAAAGUUAGUGAGGAAUGUGAGGUUCGUCUGAAGCUACACAUCUGUGGCAUUGCAACCAGAGAGUUCCAGAAGAUGAUUAAUCAUUUCAUUGCAUUUAAUGACCCUCGGAAGUGUCUGGAGAGGUAUAAGAACAAGUAUCUUACGGAGUUCAUAGACUUGUUUCAUAACCAAGACCAGUGCCAAAAGAAAGCUGAAGAGUUCACAAAUCUCUUACGACCAGCUGUACAGGACUAUGUGACCAAUAUGAUUGGUUCUGAUGUGGUAGAUGAAGUGAAGACAGGUGAAGGGUCAGAGGAUUACAGCACACGAGGGGCUUUCCAGUUCUCCAUUUUACAACAACUCCUGACAGAUGGAAAAUAUGAGAAAUAUAGAGAAUACAUAAACCAUUAUGAAAGGUUUGUGAAGGACUGGCUGUUUGACCGAAUUGUCCAAACACUCUCAAAGGACAACAGACUGGAGAAAUUGGAGAAGAAACAUCUUUCAGAGAUAGUCAAGAUAAUCACUGAAUCAAUUUCAAAGAUUAGAAACACAACAAGCACUGUAAAAGAUAUCAAGACGUUCAUUCAGAAUAUGUGCUGUGCCCUUGAAGAAAAGCUUGUUUUUCCAAAGGAUGCUCUGGAUUCCAUCAUGACUCUGAACUAUUCUGCUAACAUAGCACAGUUUGCUGACGACCUCACAGCGUUUGUGGGGAAAAUGGAACAGUCACUGGCAGCUGAGUAUGAUAAGGGAGGAGACAUCAAAGAGAGACUCAGAUCUCUGCCAUUCAAGCCUCAGGAAAAGAUGUUCACCAGUCUGUUUGGAUGUGGAGAACAAUGUCCUUUCUGCUGUGCACCAUGUGAAGCAGGAGGGAAGGAGCACGCCAAACACUCUACCUCUAUUCACCGUCCACAAGGAGUCAGUGGUUGGAUGAAUUUAAAGACACGUUUUUUAAGAACUGACAUAUGUUCAUCCUCUGUGAUUAGUGACAGAAAAUUCAGAACAAACCUGACUGAAGGAAAACCUCACCUCUACAAGGACUACCAGACAUAUUACCCUGACUGGAUGAUAACUGGAGAUUCCAGCAUUAAGGCUUCAGACUACUGGAAGUAUGUGAUGGCCACAUUCAACGAGAGAAUCGCUGAAGACACAAAUGCACUUCCUGCUGAUAUCCCAGAGGACUGGAAGGUGUUAACAAGUGAUGACGCAUUGAAGAGCUUGAAAAACGCAUUCAAUGUGAAAUAAAGUGGAAAACAAUAGCAUGACUCUUCUUGACCCAAACAAAAAUUGUCUAAUCAAAGAUUUCAGACAUUGCAAUCAGAAAUAACUCACCAAGCAUGAAUGUUUCUUAUCAAAAAGCCAGAUCGAAGAACUUGUGAAAUAAAUCAAUUCCAAUACAAUUUCCCAUCGCACAGCUGAUCAGGUACUUUUUCCCUUUCCCUUCCCUUGAUUGGGUUGUUGAAGGAAGCAACUGUUGAUCAAAAGGUACCACCUUUCACAAUCAUAAAAAACGAGGAAAAUGUUAGACUGAACUAGGAUACUGACCAUCCAAAAGAUACCAUGGAACUCUAACCAGAUAGUUGCAGAUAAAAAGCCUUUAUUAUAUUGGCAUAUCAGUGUAGGAACACAUGUCGCUACUGCCAACAACUUCAUCAAGGCCUUGUAGCAAGGCUAGUGUUUGAGUGGACAUCACUGACUGACAGAUACCUGCAGUAUAGGAAGGAAGGAGGAGUUAUACAAUACAUACUGUAGACUGACAGAUACCUGCAGUAUAUGAAGGAAGGUGGAGUUAUACCAUACAUACUGUAGACUGACAUGUACCUGCAGUAUAGGAAGGAGUUAUACCAUACAUACUGUAGACUGACAGAUACCUGCAGUAUAGGAAGGAAGGUGGAGUCAUACCAUACAUACACAAUCAAUCAAAUGUAUUUAAUAAAUCCCUUUUUACCUCAGCAGAUUCUAAUUAUACAGAAACCCAGCCUAAUCCCCAAACAGCAAGCAAUGCAGACGUAGAGUCACCGCGGCUAGAAAAAACUUCCUAGAAAGGCAGGAACCUAGGAAGAAACCUAGAGAGGAACCAGGCUCUGAGGGGUGGCAAGGCCUCUUCUAGCUGUGCCGGGUAGAGAUUAUAAUCAUACUGUUGACUACUAGUUGACUUGGACUGUGAUUGACUCUAACAUUCAUUCACAAUGUUAGACAAAUAUAUUCACAAUUGUUUUUAUAACCAUCUUGAUUAGAAGUGAAUGUAGAUAAUGUUCAUUGUGAUUACAAGUAUAUCAGUGCAAGAUAGAAGUGUAACUCUGUAAAAAUGAAGUGAAGGUCAUUUUUUUGGUUGAUCUUUGAUAUUGUGUAUUGCCUUUGAUUUGAUUUAGUUUGAUAAUGUAUGUCAUUCAUUUAGUCUUUGAAAGACCAGCCCAAUGUUGGGCUGAAAGGGAUCCUAACGUCAUGCAGAAUGUACAUCAUGUUAUUGUCAAUGGUCCAUUAGAGUUUUAUACCUAUGGAUAUGUGAUUAUGUUUAGAUUACCAUGACAACAAGCCUCAAACAGAUGCAUACAUACUGUACAUUGGAAAAGGCUUUUAUAGUCCUGGUCUUUGUCUGAUACAAUUGAAAUGUAUUGUAUUAAGGGCUACUGUAGUUGCAUGCAUGCUAAAAGAUUAUGUAACAAGUUCAUUAUUCUUUUGUUUAUUUUUGUCAGUUUUGUCAAACGUAAAGAAUGUGUUUACCUCUGAUUUAAUAAAAACAUUGCAGCAUUAUUUUACUGUAGAAAAAUGCAUGUAACAUUGUAUGAUUCCUCUCCCAAACAUCAAACUAACAAGGAUUGUUAAUUAUUGUUAAUGAAAACAUUUUAUUGACACAAAGUUAUUUUAAAUGCAAUGGAUCAGUCUGAAACUUUGCACGUACACUGGCCAUCUAGUGGCCAAAAUCUAAAUUGCAGCUGUGCUGGAAUAAUACA
Salvelinus fontinalis (brook trout) is the source of this 8115-nucleotide messenger RNA. RefSeq names its product interferon-induced very large GTPase 1-like. Bases 56 to 6406 code for a protein of 2116 amino acids. Lineage: Eukaryota; Metazoa; Chordata; Actinopteri; Salmoniformes; Salmonidae. The transcript is spliced from 10 exons. The record is from RefSeq and is a predicted model, not a curated record. Gene Ontology annotation, molecular function: GTPase activity; GTP binding; zinc ion binding.